Paramecium octaurelia is the source of this 1115-nucleotide messenger RNA. The record is from the annotation of a GenBank genome assembly. NCBI's taxonomy places the organism in Eukaryota, Ciliophora, Oligohymenophorea, Peniculida, Parameciidae.
AUGUUGUCGAGAAUUGGGAAAUAAUAUCAUUUUCGUCAAAUAACAAGAUUGAAACAAACAAAAAGAAGCCAUAUUGAGUACUUUAACAAGCCAAUCAUAGAGGUAAAAAUUAUGAAUUUACUUAGGGUCAAUAUGGCGUAGUUCCAGCCAGGGCAGUACCUUCACAUAUUCAAAAACCAAGCUAUCUAAGUAUGAGAACAAUUGAGUUUAAUAGGUGAGACCAAGCCUGUUUACGGGAUAUAUGAAGGAGCUCCUGUGGUUCAUAAUUAAGAUAUGAUCCAAAGUAAAAAACACGAUUUAAAAAUAGAAUUGAAAAAGGCAGCAUAAAUUGCAGCAUAAACUGCCCAUGUGGCAUAAAAAUCGGUGAAAUAGGGAAUGACAACAGAUGAUUUGGAUAAGAUAGUUCAUGAAUUUAUAAUUUCCUAAAAUGCAUAUCCUUCGCCAAUAGGAUUCAAGGGUUUUCCUAAGAGUGUUUGCACAUCAGUAAAUGAAGUGUGUUGUCAUGGAAUACCGAAUCUUAGACCUUUGGAUUUUGGGGAUUCCUUAAAUAUUGAUGUGACUAUAUUUUAUGAUGGAGUGCAUGGAGAUACUAGUGUUAUGGCAUAGGUUCCUGAAAUGAAUCCAAAAAUUACUAAAUUAAUUAAUACAACUUAAAAAGUAAUAAAUUAUUUGCACAAAUAGAAUAGGCUCUUUAUGAAGCGAUUAAAAUUUGUAAGCCAGGAGAGAAGUUCAGUAAAAUUGGAGAUAUCGUUGAAGAAGUAGCUGCAGAUGAAGGUUUCACAGUUUGUGAAUUAUUUACAGGACAUGGCAUAGGUGAAUUGAUGCAUAUGCCUCCAAUGAUAAUCCAUAAUUGUAAUUUAAUAUUGAAUACAUAUAUGUAGUCAAUGAUUAUCCAGGAGUGAUGGUUCCAGGGAAUGUAUUUACGAUUGAACCUGUUCUCUUGAUGCGUCAUGAUUAAUAUUCAAUGUGGAAGGAUAAUUUUACUGUUGUGUCUCCAGAUAAUCCUAGUGGUAUUGCAAACUUUGUAUAGCGUAGCUCAAUGGGAACACAUGGUUUUAAUAACGGAAAAGGGGUAUGAGGUUUUGACAAAGAGAGAGGAUGAGACUGGUAUAUGA